AUGGCCGAACAUCUGGUCGCAUGCCGCCGCGUUUCGAUCUUCGUUCAGAUCAUCAAGUAUCGCCUACUGUGCGGUGACAUUAUCGAGACUCUGCACAAUCAGGGUCGAAAGAAUCUUCCAGACGAUGAACUCCGCCACCGCAGAGAUCAAUUUGCAGCCGACCUCAAGACUUGGCGCUUGAACGUUGAAAGAGUCGUUCCUCCAAGCUCUGCCAAUCGUAGACAACUAGGCGGGCUGCUGAACAAAAAUCCGAGCACCAUGGAAGUGAUCAGUGACACACGUACGUGCUCAAAUAUCCUCGUAGCGGUUUCGGAGAGAUGGAAGUCGUUGCAACGCUGCGUCGACAUCUUCAAUAGAUUGAGCGAUGCUAUUCUGAUCGACGUUAUCAAAUUCAGCACAACCCCCAUCAACGCUACUCAUUUGCCGACCAACGAUUCGGGAAAUCGUGACGAACAGUACAGAGAUAGGUCCGAGUUGGCGGCAGAAACAAACUCGAACGAUUUGGUUCAGCACCCUCAAUGGAACCACGCAUCAUACCUCCAGCCUAUGGGGACUGAUCGAGUGGUAUCUAGCCUAUCGCCAUUGGCUAUCGAGAAUGAGUUCAGAGGCUCAGCGUUCGAUCUGCAACAAAUGUAUGAUCAGCAGCAAGUCGAUAUGUCUGUGUAUCGAUUCUCUCAGGCUUGGUUCGACAGCUUCGACUUUUAUGGUGGUAUUGGGCCGCAGCUCAAUGACAUCACGAUGGGUACACAUCUUUGA
This is a messenger RNA of Alternaria postmessia, 756 nucleotides long. RefSeq lists its product as uncharacterized. The transcript has 2 exons. The record is from RefSeq and is a predicted model, not a curated record. The coding region runs from base 1 to 756 and encodes 251 amino acids. Lineage: Eukaryota; Fungi; Ascomycota; Dothideomycetes; Pleosporales; Pleosporaceae.